Polyodon spathula (Mississippi paddlefish) is the source of this 4795-nucleotide messenger RNA. RefSeq names its product E3 ubiquitin-protein ligase Arkadia-like. The record is from RefSeq and is a predicted model, not a curated record. Gene Ontology annotation, molecular function: SMAD binding; ubiquitin protein ligase activity; zinc ion binding. NCBI's taxonomy places the organism in Eukaryota, Metazoa, Chordata, Actinopteri, Acipenseriformes, Polyodontidae. Gene Ontology annotation, cellular component: nucleus; cytoplasm. Gene Ontology annotation, biological process: ubiquitin-dependent protein catabolic process; positive regulation of transforming growth factor beta receptor signaling pathway; positive regulation of DNA-templated transcription.
AAAGUGUCGUGAAGCGGCCCUCGCUGGAGUGAGGCUCCGAGGGAUUCGCAGCAAACAGAUCGGCCAGAGCGCAGCAACGGAGAGGAGCUUCGCCUCGGUGAACAGCGGCGGUCGUCUCAGCAAGCCUGACCACUUCAUCACAGGCCCAGUGGCAAUCUAACCGAAUUAGCACCGUUCUCAAAACCCUAAUUAAGCCCUUACCUCGUUAAUUCGUGAUAUUUGGUAAUCAAAAAGGGGUUUAAAAAAAAAAAAAAAAAAUCAAUUUCACAACACCCCCCUCUUUACUUUACUAUAUAUCCGGGCGUUGGGCUUGUGUUGUCAUUUUCAUAGCCCGGCGCUGGCUUCUGAGUCCUUUCUAUAUUAUAUAUCACUUCCAGUGACUGCCCUCGUUUUUCAUUUGUAAAGGUUCUGUAGGGCAAUACUGAAGUGGUUGGGGCCUGCUAGUUUAACAGCCCCCCGAUGGACUCCAGAGUGUAGCCACUUCCCCAGAGCCCUGCCGGAGUCGAUAUGAAGAGUGAGGUCUCGUCUAAUGCUUCCCUGAGACGCGAACACCUGAAGGGGGCGCUGGCCAACCCCGAGCCCAUAGAGGCGGCCAAGAGCUUCCCUGCUGACGUGGAGAUGAUCAGCAGCAAGGUCGGUAGCGAGUUUGCACCCCUGUGGGCCGAGGCCCGCCACCGCCAGCUGCGAGAGGUCAACGGCGGCUGCCGGGAGCAGGACAAGGGCCUCCCGGGGCGAAAGAAGCGAAAGAGCCAGCAGGCUGGCCCCUCUGACACAAAGGAGGUUCGGAAUGGAGCCUUUGCCCCACAUCCAAGACAUGGGCUGGAGGGUCGGAGUGAGGAGGACAACGAAUCCUCCUUCAGUGACUGCGCCUCCUCCCCCUCCUCCAGCCUCCAGUUCGGGGACUCGGACACGAUCAGCUCCUCGGAGGAGGAGCAGGACAAGGCAGGUGCGGUGCAGCCCAUGCUGGGGAGGACUCGAGGAGCCAGACCACACAAGUGGCCUCGACCGGAGCCUGAGGCGGUGCUGAUGAAGCGGCCCUGCCUCCACGGGCGCCGGGCGCUCCAGCGGAAGCACUUUGUGAAAGCAGCCAGCUCCUCCCAGCGGACUCAGAAGCAGAAGGAGCAGCUGCUUCUGCAGCGUAAGAAGCGGGAAGUGUUUGCCCGGAGGAAGUAUGCGCUGCUGCAAAGCACAAGCAGCUCCAGUGAGAAUGAGCUCACCAGCCACUCCUCCUCCACAUCCUCCACUGACGGAGAGGAGGAGCUGUACGUGGAUGUGAGCAGCAGCAGCAGCCAACCCAGCAGCACCGCUGGAGCCCCAGGAACCAUUGAUGAGGACGUGGUGGUGAUCGAGGCCACGCCGGCCCCCCCAGCCGCUGCCAAUGAAGAAAUCAAUGUGACCUCCACUGACAGUGAGGUGGAGAUUGUGACUGUGGGGGACAGCUGCAGGUCUCGAUCGGCAGCCAGCCACUCCAGAUCACACUGGGGCCCCAAUUCCAGCUCUCAGAGUCGACCUCAGGAACCGCGGAGCCGAAACAGGAUCUCCACAGUCAUCCAGCCUUUGAGACAGAGCGCUGCAGAGGUGGUCGAUCUAACUGUGGAUGAAGAUGAUCCCACAGUAGUGCCAAGUACAUCUGCUGUUGCCGACUCCCAGUGUGUCAGCUCCACUUCCAAUAAUGCAUCUACCUCAGAACAGCCCCCAGAAGCUGCCCCGGGCCCCUCCAGUAGCAGCCAUGCCUCCGUGCCAGUGACUGUGGGAGUGUCUUCACACAGCACAGCUGCUUUGACUGCAGGGGAUGAUUCUAGAAGAGGAGCCUCGGUAGCUGGGAAUACUGGCACGGCCAUGCCCCGCCUGCCAUCCUGUUGCCCCCAGCAUUCUCCAUGCAGCGGCCCCUCGCAGGGUCACCCCUCCCUGGGCCAUGGCCACUCGAGCUGUCUCCAACAGCAGCAGCAGCAGCAGCAGCAUGGGCAUCCUCACCACUUCCAGCACCACCACCAUCACCACCACCACCAUAAUGUGCACUCAGCCGGCCCACAGCCUCCGCUGCCCAUCCCCGACUCCAGCUGCCCCCUGGAGAGACCCACAGCAGUUCCAGCACCCUGCGGAGCCAACAGCGGAACAGGCAGCCAAUAUCAUGACCAGCAGACACUGCCUGUGGAUCUAAGCAACAAUGGCUAUAGAAGCCACGGGAGCAGCAGUUUCCAUGGAACCUCUGCCUUUGAUCCUUGCUGCCCUGGCUCCUCGUCAAGAACUACAGCUUUUGGUCCUCAGAACACUGCUGGGCCCAUCCAACAAGUGACCGUGGACAGCUAUGGAUCAGCCAUGGUUGCCCAGCCCAGCCCCAGCCCCCCCCCCCAGCCCCAGCUGUCCUCCUGUAGACAUUAUAUGCACCCCACAUAUGGCCCACUGGCACGAUCACUUCACCACCAAACUUCUUCCUCCUGCCCCCACUCACAUGGAAACCCCCCACUCCCAUCACAGCACCCACCACAAACUGAGUAUGUUAUUCCUCACCCUGUGCACCCCUUUCACCCCCAGCUCCCCUCUCACGCACCGAGCCACUCUGUGCCACCAGCACCGCCCCCCACCCUGCCCUCCCACCACCUCCCCAGUUCUGCAGCACCUAUACCACAGCACAUGCCCCAUGAGCACCAGCCCCUUGCACAUCACAUGGGCCCCUCCGUACAGAGACUUCACCAGCACGAGAUGUUGCAGAGGAUGGAAGUCCAGCGGAGACGGAUGAUGCAGCACCCAACACGAGCACACGAGCGUCCUCCACCACACCCUCAUAGAAUGCACCCUAACUACGGGCACGGACACCAUAUUCAUGUUCCACAGACUAUGUCCUCCCACCCGCGACAGCCGGACCAGAGAGCCUGGGAACUGGGGAUUGAAACUGGAGUGACUGUGGCUCCUUAUCCACCAGGCCAUUUGCAUCCUCACCUGCCACAUUACCACGCCCCUCCUCGACUUCAUCAUUUCCCUAUUGUUCCAUUUAUGCAUACUGGUAUGUCCGAAGUAACCUACCCACACAUUCGGUAUAUUUCGUCAAGAAUGACUGGAUUUGGCCGAACAUACGAGGAUCUGCUUCAUUUAGAAGAGAGAUUAGGAAAUGUCAAUCGGGGUGCCUCUCAGGGAACUAUUGAGAGGUGCACUUAUCCACACAAGUACAAAAAGGUUUUAUUUUUUCUGCAGAGAAAGCUGCACGGUAAACAGGACGACGACGAGGGAGCAGAAGAGGACACUGAAGAGAAAUGUACCAUCUGUCUUUCUAUGCUUGAGGAAGGAGAGGAUGUCAGACGCCUUCCUUGUAUGCACCUUUUCCACCAACUGUGUGUUGAUCAGUGGCUCACCACCAAUAAGAAAUGUCCCAUUUGCAGAGUGGAUAUCGAGGCCCAGCUUUCAGCUGAAAGUUGAUGCUAUUUUCAAGAACUUUCAUUUGUUUUCCUCAGUACUGCAAUCAACCAAAGAUGGCAUGAAUUACCUGCGCAGAUUAAAAAAAUAAAACAACAAAAAAAGCAUUGAACCUAGAGUGCCAGCUAAGUCACAUAGUACCGUUAAUGCUAGAACUACAUUCAGUAUAGAUUUAAAAUUUUAUUGUAUUUAUAAAGCUUUUUUAUGUAGCUUUUAGUUGUUUUAUUCUGUGUCAUUUUUAUUUUUGCAUGGUUCUGUGUAAUGCAUUUAUUUGCACAUAUAAUGGGCUUCACGUCCUCAGACUUGCAGGCAAGAAUAACUGCUCUAGAAAGGUAGCAUUUGUUUUUAAGAUUUUUAUUUUAUUUUUUACAAAAUGCCUUGCUUUACUGGAGUAGAAUGUCAACAUCCAUUACUAACCUUACAGAAUUAAUUUAAUUGAUCAUUAUAUAUUAGUUUUAUGUAUAGAGAUUGUGAUCAACUAGUAAAGGAAAUAUAAAUCAAGAGAUUCAUUAGGAAGAACAGCUGCUGUAUUAAACUCGGUAGACAGUGUCAUUCAAUGUCAGUGUGGGAAAAGACUGAACCAUCAGUCAAAAACAGUAAUUAGGAAAUGCAUACAAAAGCCAUUUCCCUUUCUUCACACACCUUUUAUUUAAAUGUUAAUGUUCCAUGCUUAAUUUAACACAGAAUAUAUGAAUGUCAAAUAAUGUAUUUUGACUGUUUUUUUUUUAACUGAUAGGCACGUAGUUGAGCAAUGGGAUGCAGGCAGAGUUGAUCCUAUCAAAUAGCUGUUAGGACCACUGCUCAGACCUUCCCGUGCUUGGUUUCAGAAGCUGUGAUUUGAUUUUUUUUUCAAUUGGGCAUGGGCAGAUUACAUUUUGACCUGUAAUCUUUUUUGCAAACGUAAACGACUUAAUUGCAGCUAUGCUAUAUAUGGUUUGUCUGGCAAACACAGCUAAGACAUGUUCCCUGCAUAGGUUGUAUUUUUUUUUAAUUUAUUUUAGUACUGGUUAUCGUAAAUUUACCUUUGUCUCGGUAAUGUUGCAACAAACACAUUUGCUGACGUGAACAACUCUUAAACACUAUUAAUCUCAACUAGCUAAAUUGCAUAUACUUGCACAUUAAAGGUGGAAACAGAGACUGUAAAGAGACCUGUGAAUAUGGUGGGGGGGGGGGGGGGGGGGGCGUCAAGGUAAUGUAUUUCCGCUCUGAUUGCAGAAUUUCUGAAAUUGUAACAUUAUAAAUGGAGUGUUGGAAUGGAGUACUAAUGGCAGGUAUCCAUGCAUUCAUAGACUUUUAAUGGCCCAGGAUGCAUUUCCAAGGGAUUUAUAUUAGUUUAAAAGAAAAAAAAAAGAAGAAAAGAAGAAAUAAAGUUAGGUAACUCUUA